Messenger RNA from Paramecium sonneborni, 2164 nucleotides. NCBI's taxonomy places the organism in Eukaryota, Ciliophora, Oligohymenophorea, Peniculida, Parameciidae. The record is from the annotation of a GenBank genome assembly.
AUGCUGAUAAAAUAAAUUAAAGAAAUUCUGCAAUUAAAACGUAAUCUUUCUGAAGAUAAAGGAGACAAUAAUCUCAAACUUAACAAUUUUAAUGGUUUCUUAGAUUAACAAUAAAGAUGGAUUAAUGGAUAAAAAAGACUAGAAAAUUGUUUAUAAAGAAUUGCUAAAUUAGAUGAUGGAAAAUAAAAGUCUGAUGAUUUUUUUUAUACUGAUUCUACUAAAUAAAUGCAAUAUGAAUUCAGUUUAAUAUUGGCAAAAUAAUUACUAAAAUAUAUUACAAAUAUUUUACUUAACAAUAAAUUUAAAGAUUUCAUCAAAAAAUAUGAAGAAGAUGGUAAUUACUUAUACUUAUUAUCCCUUUUUAAUCAAUUUAAAUAUUGUUCAAAUUUAGAAUAAAAAUAUCAAGAACAAGAAAUUGAAACUAGAAAAUAUUUAUCUGAGAUAACAAUCAAAUACUUUAAAUCUAUAAAUAUUGAUUAUCUUAAAAAGAUAGUGAUAGAGCAACGAUCUCUUGAAUAUUUUAUUAAUAAGAUAUCAAAUGCAAUCUUAGAAUUAUUUUAUGAAGAUUACAUUCUCAAAUAGUAAGCAGAAGAUUACGUAAUCAAAAUAUAAGAAUAAAAAAAAAAAAUAUUAUCUAAUAACCCUAGAGAUUAAAAUUCAUUAAUUACAAAAAAACUUAAAUAAUAAUUACCUGAACCUAAUAAUCAUAUACUUGGAUUUGAAAACAAAGAAAUUAAUGUUUUUUGUGAACUUAGCAAUGAUGAACAAUAUGGGAAGGUUUUUGAAGAAGCACUUUUAUUUGAUUCCUUUUAUUGUGAUAAAUUAUUAACUAAUUAAUCCUAUCAUCAUUAAAAAUAAAGAAAAAUAAAAGUUUAAUCUUAAAAAUAUAGUAAAUAAGAUUUAGAAUAGUUUAUCAGUCAUUAUUAAGUAAAUUAAUUAAGAAUGACUAAAAAAAAUAUAGGGGAAUUAAAUAAAACAGAUUAUUCUAAUAGAUAUUAUUAAACACGAGAAUAAAGAUUAAAAAGUGAAAAUAAUAAAUCUAGAAUAAUUGAAGUAACAGAUAAGAUUAAUAAAAGAAGAAUUAAUACUAUUAAAUAAUUUUUUAAAAAUGAUCCAGAUAUAAAAAGAUAAGAAAAUAAAGAAGUAAUUGAUUACUUAGUUAGUUAUAAUUAUAAAUAAGUUCCGAAAAUUUUACAAAAUUUUAUAAUCCCUCAUAAAUCAAAUGAAGAAAAGGAUUCAACUUCAGAAAUUUUACAUAAAUUAUUCUUUAAGUAUUCUAAUAAAUAUGAAGAAGAUUCAAGUUAAACAUUUUAGUUUAUGAAUUCAUAAAGUUUCAUAUCUUUAUUUAAAGAUUUGAAAAUUUAAAUAUCAAGUGAUGAAGGAUUAAGAAUUUUUCAAAAAUGUCUUGAAGAUUAAUCCUUUUUUAAUGAUAAAGGAUUGAACUAUUCAUAUUUUCUUGAUGUUAUUAGAAGUUUAGCUACAAUUUUAAAUGAUAUUGAUAGUAAUAACCCUGAAUUUUAAAGAGAAGCCAAUUAAGUUCGAUUUAAAUUUAGUAAAAAAGAAAUUGAAUAAAAUUCAGAUCCUUAAUAAAAAAUUAAUAAGUAAUUAAUUAUUUAAAAUAUAUAUUAGAUUUCUACAAUUAUAUAUAUUUCCAAAUAAAAGUUUAAUUUAUGAACCUAUUGAUCUUUAAUUAUAAAAUUGUUAAUACUAUUCAGAUUUUCAAGAAGCAUUUUCUCCGUUAAUAGCUGAAUUUUUUGAAAAUUCUAAGAAUGAAUAAUCAUAAUUUAUAAAUUUUGAUGAUGUUGUUAAGGUUUUUAUGAAAAUCAAAUUAUGUCCAUCAAAAAUUACCAAAGCCACUCUUAGAUACUAUUUUUAUUAUAGCUAAAUUGAAGAUGAAGGUCUUAAUUUAUAACAAUUUCAUAAUUUCUUGAAUUUGUUAGCUAUGCAAUAAAAUAAGAAGAUUAUUGGAAAUAAAGAAUCUUCAAAUGUAAUUUAAUAUUAUACAUAUAUUUUUGAGUAAAAAAAUGGGAUUUCUAAUGAUACUAUUGCCACUUUUAAAAAAAUUAUGAUAUUUUAUAUUCACAGAGAUUAUUUGAAAUUACUUAGAUUAACUAAAUUAGCUGAAUUUUCAAUCGAAAGAAGAGAAUCAUAUUAAGAUUUUUGA